Nymphalis io (European peacock) is the source of this 2685-nucleotide messenger RNA. RefSeq lists its product as uncharacterized. Lineage: Eukaryota; Metazoa; Arthropoda; Insecta; Lepidoptera; Nymphalidae. The record is from RefSeq and is a predicted model, not a curated record. The transcript is spliced from 2 exons. The coding region runs from base 768 to 2285 and encodes 505 amino acids.
UUAGUAUAUUUGUCGGCGCUUCACAUAUGCCGACGACGAGAGAGGCGCGGGGCGCGGGGCGCGGGCUAGCGGCCCGUUGCGCGUGCGCCGCGAUUCACCGGUCACUCAGCGAGCGACAGCCAACUAGGCGGACACUUUAUCGUCCUUGCGUGCAAUUUGAAUACGCGAAUAAAUUAUUAUAAUACAGUCCAAGUCUUAUUACACCGAAGUCCCGUUAGGGCUCCUUCAUUUUCUGGUCCUUCGAAGCGAAAAACCUGCAUACUUCCGUCGCAUUACAAAUGCAACGCAACGGUCAUUGACGUCGCGUGGUUUACAUUGACCGCGCCCAAGGACAAAGGACAAGAAGUCGUCUCCGUCAUCUACGUGGCAGCCUUUGUCGUCUGAAGAAGCUGAUGUCAGGGAGUAUAAUUCUGUAUUUGAGUGAGUCCAUCCAAUUACUUAUUUCCAACUUUCCCUAUUGAAAACUUCUUUUUGCUGAAAUUUUUAUUUUUUAAAUAUUUCUCCAUAAUUAAUCUUCUAGUUAUUCAAGUAAUAUAUUGCUUAAUUACUUCAUUGAUGCAUUAUUUAAUUAUUUCAUAACAAAAAGUACGCACGCACUUGACACGUGUUAACCUUGAAACCGGUCAAGUCUUAUCGCUUUGAAUAGAACCCGUUCGUCUACGCAAACAGGUGCUGCAUUUUUUAUAUCCAUUCAUUACGAUUCCUUUGUUUAAUUUUAUUUUUUAUGACUCUUUUUUUGUUUCACAUUGCAACAUAAAAACUUUAAGAUGUCUGAUAAUUUAAAAACCCUUAUUAAAAAACGUAGUUCAAUAAAGUCUAAAUUAACAAUAUUUAAUAAUUAUUUAAUGUUAAUAAAAAGCAGUCCCGAAUUAUCAGAGUUACAACGUCUUGACCUCAUGGAACGUUUUCGUAAAUUUGAAAAUUUAUAUAAUGAAUUUGAUGACCUGCAGAAUACGAUUGAACUACUUUCCGAGGAUGCCGAGUCUACGUUUACUGAGCGUGAGGACUUCGACCGUCAGUAUUUCAAUCUGGUGGCACUCACGCGCAGCCUGCUCGGUGCUUCGUCCAACGGUACUGGAUCUGAGGCGGGCUUCAAAGAUGCUGACUCAGGUGCACAUAUUUCCAAUUCAAGGAAUUUUAUUCGUUUGCCUAAAAUAGAUUUACCGCAUUUCGACGGGACCUAUCAAUGCUGGCUAGAAUUUCGCGAUACUUUUACAUCUUUAAUUCACAACAAUACUACCAUUAAUGAUAUCAAUAAAUUCCAUUACCUUCGAGCUUCACUCCAGGGUAAUGCAGCUUUAAUUAUUAAAAAUAUUGAUUUUAAAGGGGAUCGUUACAAUAUUGCAUGGGAUCUUUUAUGCGAACGAUACAAUAAUAAUCGCAUUCUCGUCAAUAACCACAUACAGGCCCUUUUUGAUGUCGAGUCAAUAACAAAUGAGUCUAGUGUUUCAAUUAGAAAUCUAGUUGAUACGAUCAAUAAAAAUGUUAGGGCAUUAACAACAUUAAAUCAGCCCACUCAAUAUUGGGAUACUUUACUCAUUUAUAUAAUGUCUAAAAAAUUAGAUUUAAAAACUAGUCGUGAUUGGGAAGAACAUAGAAACAAAACUUUAAAAGAUGAUCCCACUCUAGCACAAUUUUGUUCUUUUUUAAACAAAAAGGCAGAUUGGUUGGAAUCCGUCGAAUCAAAUAUUAAUCUUUCUCAAAAUAAUAUUAUUGUUGCUUUAAAUAAUAAUCAUUCAAAUAAAUUUGUUCCAGAUAAAACUACUCAAAUACCAAAAAAAUCUAAUAAUAAUUUUAAUAAAUGUCCGCUUUGCUCCCAAGCACAUGCUUUAUACAAAUGUGAUUCAUUUCGAAGUUUAUCUAUUGAAAGUCGCAUACAAAAGGCAAAUGAUUAUAAUGUUUGUCUUAAUUGCUUACGGUUAGGCCAUUCUGCUAAGCAAUGCAAACUAUCACAUUGCAAAUAUUGUAAAAUAAAACAUAAUACGCUUUUGCAUUUAAAUUCGAAUGACUUCAAAACUGUCAAUUCAUUGCUUUCUUCUUUGCACCUUGCUACGUCAAAUGUUGCACUUCCGGCCAAUUGCUUGCAGCUUGCUACUUCUGCGCAUGUAUUACUGUCCACAGCUCUGGUGAACGUGAUCGGCGCGUCGGGUAAAAAGUACACUGCACGUCUACUGCUGGACAACGGUAGCACGGCCAACUUUGUUACGCAGACAUUCUUCGAGAAACUGGGUUUGUUACGACGCGGUACUAGCACCAGGGUAACAGGCCAAAUCCAAAUGGUUUAGUUCCAGAGGGGAGGUGAAACCAGGGUCUUUAGUCCUAAUCAAGGACAAAACAACACCACCCCUGCUCUGGUCCCUGGGUCGGGUCACACAGACCUUUCCCGGCGUAGACGGAGUCACGCGGGUGGCAGAAAUCAAAACGAAGAGAGGAACAAUUCGUCGCGCUUUCAAGAACAUCUGCCCCCUUCCUGAUCAAGAUUGAAGAGCACUCUUCAACCCGGGGAGUAUGUCGGCGCUUCACAUAUGCCGACGACGAGAGAGGCGCGGGGCGCGGGGCGCGGGCUAGCGGCCCGUUGCGCGUGCGCCGCGAUUCACCGGUCACUCAGCGAGCGACAGCCAACUAGGCGGACACUUUAUCGUCCUUGCGUGCAAUUUGAAUACGCGAAUAAAUUAUUAUAAUACA